Messenger RNA from Lathyrus oleraceus (garden pea), 799 nucleotides. RefSeq lists its product as uncharacterized. The record is from RefSeq and is a predicted model, not a curated record. NCBI's taxonomy places the organism in Eukaryota, Viridiplantae, Streptophyta, Magnoliopsida, Fabales, Fabaceae. Gene Ontology annotation, cellular component: membrane; signal peptidase complex. The coding region runs from base 120 to 662 and encodes 180 amino acids. The transcript has 8 exons. Gene Ontology annotation, molecular function: serine-type endopeptidase activity.
GUCUUGAUAUCCAAAAAGACCAAAAGCCGAAAACAGCGAUAAAUAUAGUGCGAAAUUGCAAUUUUUUGAAAGCUUGAUAAAGUUAGUUUGAUUUGAAUUGCACAAGUAUCGUAUCCUCCAUGGGUUGGGUUUCAGACACAGUUCAAUCUGUCAAGUCCAUUAAAUUCAGAGAAGCUUUGACCCAACUCAUCACUCUCGGGUUGGUUGUAACAUCUGCGCUAGUGAUAUGGAAAGGGUUAAUGUGUAUCACUGGAACUGAAUCCCCUGUUGUCGUUGUUCUUUCUGGAAGCAUGGAACCUGGUUUUCAAAGAGGUGACAUUCUGUUCUUGCACAUGAAUAACGAUCCUAUUCGUGCCGGAGACAUUGUGGUUUUCAAUAUAGAUGGACGUGAUAUUCCAAUUGUUCACCGUGUAAUUAAGGUCCAUGAGCGUCAAGAUACACAAGAGACUUAUUACCUUACUAAAGGAGACAAUAAUGACAUGGAUGACAGGGUUUUGUACAAUCAUGGCCAGAAUUGGCUGGAGAAAAAGCAUAUUAUGGGAAAAGCUGCCGGGUUUUUACCUUAUGCUGGUUGGGCUACAAUAAUCAUGUCCGAAAAACCCAUUGUCAAGUAUAUACUCGUGGGGGCAUUGGGACUAUUGGUUUUGACAUCAAAGGAAUAGGUUAAGAAACAAUUGCAUACAAUACAAUGUAAAAGAAUCUUUAGUGUUACUAGUACAAAUAAUUCAUAUUUUCUUCAUUGCCUCCUUAUUGGAAUGAAGCCAUUUUAAUCAAUAGGCAUCAUUGUUUGAUGAUGAAA